Messenger RNA from Microstroma glucosiphilum, 324 nucleotides. RefSeq lists its product as hypothetical. Gene Ontology annotation, cellular component: NatC complex. Gene Ontology annotation, molecular function: RNA binding. Lineage: Eukaryota; Fungi; Basidiomycota; Exobasidiomycetes; Microstromatales; Microstromataceae. The record is from RefSeq and is a predicted model, not a curated record. The transcript has a single exon. The annotation marks the transcript as partial.
GCCGCCGAUCGGAUACAAUCAGACUUUAUCAAUCAGACCGUCCGCGUUACCAUUCCGGACGGGAGGAUCUUUGAGGGGACCUUUCUGUGCGUCGACGACGGGAUGAACAUCAUCCUCUCGCAGACGAAUGAGUUGAGGGUGGAGGACGGAGGGUCGGAGAGCUCGAGGUUUGUGGGCAUGGUCAUGAUCAAGGGAGAUGAUGUGGUUAAGGUGGCGGUCAAAGUAGGCAACUCACAGGCGGCGGAAAGGGAAGAAAGAGGUGGCAAUCGUCCCCAGCGGGGGUAUGUUGCGGGCUGGCCUACCGAUCCAGCGGCAUAUGCGUAG